Molecule: messenger RNA, 2162 nt
Organism: Schizosaccharomyces octosporus yFS286
Lineage: Eukaryota; Fungi; Ascomycota; Schizosaccharomycetes; Schizosaccharomycetales; Schizosaccharomycetaceae
Exons: 2
Coding region: 269-1234 (321 amino acids)
Source: RefSeq, a predicted model, not a curated record
GCAUCACUUAGAUGUCAAAUGGGUUGGAUGACAGCUUCACCUCUGCAAAGCUCUAGUCUUUGCCAUUGCGGGUUUAUUUUCUGGGUUUCAAGAUUCUUUUUGUCAUUCCUACUUUAAUGUAUAAACCAAGUUGACAUGGAAUCUUUUUGUUUUCGAAAUUAUACGCUUUUUGGUCCUUUUACUCUGUAAUCGAUAAUUUUCACAGUAACUUAGUGAUCAAGCAAAGGUGAUUAAGAAACUCUUUUAGUCACACUUAUUUUCAACAAAAAUGAAUGAAAAAGAAAAGGAAGGACAUCAAAAAACUGUCGAACCAGCAAAAGUUGCUUGUUUGAGCUGUUCUACAAAUUCUGAGAGCUAUUUACCGAAAUACAGCGAAAUUCCGUAUUCUCAUGUUGACAAUAUGGAGAAAGGUUGUUUAUGUUUACAGUCCGAUCCAGUUCCACCAUACUCAAGAAGACAUCAAGAAGCUUCUAUUCACAUGGCGCAAGGAAACGGUUUCUUUAUUCUUUUACGAGAUGUCUUGUCGGCAUUAUUGUGGUUAAUUUUCUGGCCGGCAAAAAUUGCGAGAAUCCCGGAAGCACAGCGGAGACAAGAGAAUGAAGCUCUUCGGCUUGGUUGGUGCCUUAAUGGUUCCAUUAUAUUGAACUUUUUCUUUUCUUACAAAUACCUUGUCCCCUUUAUAAAGGAAUCAAUGAAAGAAUAUGUAUUGUUAUGGUUUCAAAUUACUGUAGCAGCUGUUCUUGUCAUCGUGGCUUUCUACAUGUUCUUAUUUGUUUGUUCAUUGUUGGUGGAUUUUAUCGUUAUACUGAUUCCUCUAGUUGCUUCUGGGGGUCCUUCAUUUUUUUCUUCGCUUUUUUCUGGGAUUAGUACACUUUUUUCUUCGCUUUUUUCUGGGAUUAGUACACUUUUUUCUGGCAUAUCUUCAUUUUUUUCUUCGCUUUUUUCUGGGAUUAGUACACUUUUUUCUGGCAUAUCUUCAUUUUUAUCUUCGCUUUUUUCUGGGAUUAGUAGUGCUAUUAUGAGUGCUCUAGGUUUCAGGAUGCCGUCAGAAAGAAACGACUUGACGGCUGAUAGUUGUAUCCCAUUAAACAGCAUGUCAUCAGAGCCUGAAUAUCAAUUUAAUGAUUGUAGUGAUAAUACUCUGGAGCAACCGUCCUCUGAACAUUCUGAACAAUCUCCAGGGUUACGGCGGGAACCUGGUCAGUCUAGGGAUGUGGAAAACAGUGAGAGUUGAUUGAUACGUAAAGUUAAUUUUUAUAUUGCCCAAUCUUUUCGAUUGUUCUCCUUCAUGCUUUCGCGUAUGUUUGUGUUUAUGUUUUGUUUAUUUCGUCCCUGCAUAUUUAUUUUGAGAAUGCUUUUUUGCAUGACGAGUACUCCUGAAUGGCGUCCGUUUUCUUGAUUUACUUGAUCUCUUCAACAAUGGAUAAGUAAGGAUGCUUAUUACUGGAUGAUAUUGUCAUUGUAUCUGCAUAGCUAGAUUCAAUUGCUUAUUUUUAUUUAUUCGUUUGAUACUCUAUUUUCUGAUCUUUGUUAUUCGUUUCAUAAGUCUAGGAAGAUCUUUAGUUCUUGAAUUUAAGAGUAAUCAUUGCAUUUCCAACUUCCACUGCUAUUAUUACCUUCAUCAAAGGACCAUGCCGGCCCAAACGCCAGCCAUAUGCUUUAACAAAGAGCAACAAACAAGCGAAACAAACAAAUACAAAGAAAAAGAAUUAAAAACGAAGCGGUGAAAAGCCUACAGCAUCCCGGAUUCCCAUGUUGUCUCCAAUCGUAGUACUAACGAGCCUUCAGACAGUUUCACUUCCUGCAGUGAUCGGGCGGGAACUGGUGUGCUGUUUUUGCCUAGGUAUAACCGUAAACGUUCGUUUCGGUUGGUAAGAUUACUACAAGUUCAGUUGUGAUCCAGUAAAGACGUUCUUACAUUUUGUAGUGAAAGACUCUUCUGUAUGAUGACAUUGCAAUAUUCCGGCCUUGACUAAUUUAUAAAAGACAUGCGAUUACACGACACUAUGUUGAAGCUAUAGUUAAUCACGACAGAAUCUUCGUCAGAGUAAUUAAAUAAUCAGUAAAAAGGGUGUUCGAUUCUAUUCACAAAGCAUAAACAACGAUAUUUCGUAACGAAUUAAAAGAUUCAUGAAAGAGUGAAUGACAAAAGCAACUUAAGC